This is a messenger RNA of Pomacea canaliculata, 2764 nucleotides long. RefSeq lists its product as uncharacterized. NCBI's taxonomy places the organism in Eukaryota, Metazoa, Mollusca, Gastropoda, Architaenioglossa, Ampullariidae. The record is from RefSeq and is a predicted model, not a curated record. The transcript has 3 exons. Bases 569 to 964 code for a protein of 131 amino acids.
UGUUGGAAAGAAUCGGGGGUAACGAUGGUUCCCGGCAGGCUGAAGUGCAAUGAGUGACUUCACUGAUUACAGUCGUGGUCUUGCUACUGAUCUCAUUAUCUCCCUUCCUAAAUUAUUCCCUCCCUGCUUAUCUCCCUGUGCUCGUGGCUUGUCUUCAUGCAUCCACACCACUUUCUUUCCACCUUGCCUCCAUGCGUCUUGUCUGAGUUCUCGGGGUUUCCAGCCAGACAUGUUUUGAGGUAGGCUACCUGACAAAGAUGGCGCACAUGCUAUCUACUGGUUUUAAGUGCAUAGCAGGGGAGGAUAGACAGACACACCGGCAAUCAGAUAGGUAGAUAUACCAAAGAGAAGGCUACGCUGAUGAUGGUCAAAUACCUUUUCAUAUUGCAGACUCAGCUCAUAACAGUAGGAUGUAUAUAGAUGCCAUAACUCCGAUUGCCCAGGUGGAAUGGCUACAGUAAGUUAGCUUGUGAUGCUUUGUUUCCUCCUUACUUGACAUUCACAGUGCUGCUAUACUAUACAGCAGUGUCUUAGUGCCAUACUUAUACCAGCAGUAUUGAAGCAGUAUAUGUAUACCAAUACUGCUGUUGCAGCACGGUGUCCAGUCAUGAUGAGCGAGACAGUGGACGAGUUGGUGAUGGCCAGGCGGCGGAUGGAGCAUCAGAAGCUGAUCAACGAGCUGCACAGGACCAACAACAUCCUGGGCAUCUCCUUGCUGGUUACCUCACUCACAGCAGUACUCAUGGCCAUGGUGGUGUAUUCUUGCUUCGUCACACUUCAGUGCGUUCGAGUCACACUGAUAAAAAACCUGCUGGUCUCAGUCUUGUUCCAAGGACAUUUUACUCUUAUUCUGCAGGUACUUCUUUUCAUGGCACGGACUGAAAAUCUCCCCGACACUCGCUGCUUCUUUAAAAGAACCUCAUUCUGCGAGGCCAUCAUCUCGGGUCAAAGUUCUUCGAGCUGACCACUCUCUCCUGGAUGGCCGUCAUCUCCUACAACCAGUGGUGCCGGUCAAAGCCUAAGCUAAACAACAAAUUCUACUUCCUGAGGUUCUCACUGGCCGGGUGGAUCUCGCCAGGGCUACCCACGGCGAUCUGGGUGGGGCUGGUGGCUCGGAGGAACUCCUUCAAGUGCUGGAUGGGGCACACCGCCAUGAGCGAGAUCGCCGUGCUGGAGCUGUCCAAGCUCGUCUUCAUCCUGCUCAGCCUGCUGUUCCUGGUGGUCACCUACGCCAACCUCUACUACUCCAGGGAGAUCAUCAACGUGGAGGAAGUGCUGAAGCUGCGCACGCAGUGCCACCUCUUUGCCUGCGCGCUCUUCUGGCUGACAUUGGGUCACGUGAUCUACGUGUCCUGUGCGCACGCGCGGUAUACCUUGGACUACUUCUCCACGGCAGCCUGGACUUACAUCAUCAACGUCCUCUUGUCCUCCACCGGCCUGGUCACGUCCGUCUGCUUCUGCUUCGUCGACGCUGACGUCAGAGUGACGUUGCAAACUCCCAACAACCACCGGGUCCCCGCGUGAGUGUCCCAACACGAGUACACAGGUAUUGAUGACGAAACGUUAAAAUUACACGUACAGGUAAGGCAGGGAGUCGUUGAAAACAGCAAACAAAGUGGAUUUUGGACGGGACUUCUUAUCUCAGCACGAUAUCGGGCAUUGUUUACUUUCGUGUGUUAUGAUUGACACAAGCCAACGCGUGUGUAAACAGGGCGAGGAUAGUGCUACUUGCAACGCCGCACGAACCACAGCCGGAAUAGUUUCAUGUUCUCCUCUGCUUGGUUCAGAGAGAAAGAUAAAGAGAGAGAGAGCAUGAAUGUGUUUCUCUAUCCCACUUCUUGUCUACCCCUGCUUAAGUCAAUUAGAAGUCGGCUGCUGUGCCGUUAUUUACUCUUAGCUGGCUUCGUGCAAAACACCAUUUUUUUAAAAAUAAAAAAACCUCUUGUUGAUAAAUAUUUUUUUUCUGUGCUUUCAUUCCAGCAUUUUUCUCUACUCCCCUCUCCCUGGGUGUGUUCGGUGGUGGCGAGGGGGAGGGGAUGUUGUUGACAGAAAUCUUAUCUUCUACUGUCAAGAAGUGAGAGUUUUGAUAGGAAUAAAAACAUUGUAAAUGAUGGAGAGUGCUAUUGGUUACUGUAUCAAAGUACAUCUGCUGCUAGUCAUUGAUGCCAUUGUGACAAUCCUGCACGUCUUCUCGGUCAGGUCCUUGCUGUUGUUGUUUUGUUUGUUUUGUCAGCACGCUUUGCGCGACUCUCAUCUGUAAUGGAAGUCGACAAUUACCCCGUGGUAAAAAAAAAAAGUUAAUAUUUAGUGUCACACUAGUUUCUUGUGUUUCCUAUUUCUAGAAUGUAAAAACUUUCUGGAGUACUUAGCAUUUGCAGCAUCCUUAAUGUCUAGAAUCAUUGCUGUUGUUUCUACCCCAGUUCAGACUGUAAACAGCUACCUGAAAUAAUGUGUGGUUAAUGUUCUCAGUGGCUUUGUACGCACGCACAAUAAAAAAAAGUAUGCAACCAUAUAACACAAACUGUGCACAAAAGACAUUGGAGGUACUGCUCAGGGGAGGAAGCAGUUGUAUCAGAAACCCCUUGUGAACAGAUAUCAUAUACAGUGUCCCGAGACGAGAUCUGAACCAGGACCUCUUCACUGCAGGAGGGAGUGUCUUAAUCACUACACUACCGGCCGCCCCCCAGUUCUGCAUUUCUGACAAAGUGCACGUGCAUUCAUAUAAGUACAGUGGUACUAAUAAAUAGUUCUCUCUGUGUGUAAC